UUUUUUUUUGGGCGUAUCGGCCAUUAAGCAGCGGCUCAGCUUUGCCGGAAUUACGUUUCAAUUAGCAUAAUACGGACUGUAUUGGGUGAAUGGGAUCAAAAUAAUUUACAUUCCUGGCAUAUUGAUAGGGCAGUCUCUCUCGUUAAGUUCCCUCUCUAAUUCCGUCCACUUGACGAAUACUAAAUUGACGCACGAACGCUGCUUAGCGGUUACCCAAAAAUGAACGUGAUGUAAUAUUCAUGUGUUAGCGCUAACGGAAUGUUGUAUCAGUGAGAUACAGGAAAAUGCAUUUAAGUGGCCAUUGCAGAUUUAGCAGAUUGUAGGUUCAACGGAUUGUAGAUAUAGUUGAGUUUACGUGAAUGAUGAAAUAUCGUUCCUAUGAAGAUGUAUAGAGCUGUUUUGGAAAUAUAAAUUAAAAAAUAUAUUAAUCUUUUCUCGCUUUCACAUACUUCGUUUAGUCUGUUCUUUCAGAAAGAUUUUUUCAUUUCUUUUGCCGCGCAACCUGCGGAAAUGCUUGUAUUAUUUUAUUACGUAAUUAUAAGCUUUCCAGCAUAAAAUUCUAACAUAAAAUAUGCGCGUGCAUGUCUCAUUAUUCUUGAAAGGAUUAAUCCAUCAGUUUGAUAUUAACGUAACGCAUUGCGCGACGCUUUUGCCUUUUUUCCCGUAAUUAUAAAUAAUGGGCCGCGCAGAAAAUACUGGCCAGUUUACUCGUAAAUCAUCCUUGGUCAUCGAUGACAACGAUUAUUUAUAGAAUGGCGGAAACGGACACACUUGGGAGGCCAUUGGUACAGAUAGUACGCUAUAAAUACAGUGUACGCGGUCGCAUAAAACAGUCAAACGACGGCUGUUACUCUUUUACGUGUAAAUAUGGACAUUUAGAAGAUUUUGUUUCCUCCAGAUCUAAUGGCAAUAAUCCGAUUCAUCGCGAACAGAAUUACUGCACGUCCCAGAGUAUAAUCUCUCGAGAUAAUAAUGCCUCGAUCGAGAUCUGCGUAAAAGCUUUACUGCAGCCACAGAAUCCGAUUGCAAUAGGCAUCCUUAAAAAUACAGCACGCACGUUUUAUGCAUACGACGCUCAGCAUUGCACAUUGAGUGAUCGAUAACUCGCUCCAUCGUUAGCAGCACAAGCAGCCGUUGCACCAUACGCAGCACAAAUCGCUUCUUUCGGACCGUUCGUCCUGGUCGUUGUCACCGCGAAAUGUCCAUCUCUCCAUGAGGUAGAGAACAUCCGCAUGGAGAGUCCUACCAUACGUGCGUGACAAUUCUGUUUGCGCAGCUCGCACCGAUCAGCGCAACGUUAUCGUCGCAAUUAUCCAGCAAGAUUAAUGCCACGGGUAUCUGUGACGGCUAAUUACGAAGAGAGCAGUGUCGGGUGCCCGGUGUCGGACGUCGGGAUGCAUCGCCGCAUGCCCCGAAUACAGCAUCGUUGACGGAAUCUAAUAAGCAGCCGGAUGGCGAGUACACACGGCUCUUCUUUUGGACCGAAAUCGAAUUGGCCGUCAUCCCUGGUGUAUACAAUCGCAACGCACACGGAAUCGGCACGACCGCAUCAGAUCAGCCCCUCGUCGCGAUAUAUCUCUUCCUUCCUCUCGUCUCUCUCUCUCUCUCUCUCUCUCUCUCUCUCUCUCUCUUUCUGUCUUAUAUACUCUCUCGCUUUUGCUCGUCGUCUCACUUUCUCUUUCUCUCUCGGUCUCUCUCUCCCUCCCUGCAACGAGAUUAUGGUAAUUGACUAUCCGACUUGGAAACCCCCAUCAGGCAUAUCAAUUACGUACGUAUGCAUCCCAACCGGGAAUUUGCCUUUGAUCCGCUCAAACUCCAGCGGUAACACAAUUCACGCCUGCGUCUAAUCUCAAAUGGGAUUGCCUGAUGGCACAAGGGAACAUCGAAAUAGGCUUUCACCGAUUUUGCGAGGCCGCGAGGUCCUUUCGGGACCGACGAGCCGCGAAAGACGACCCUCCGCGAACGAAGCGCGGUCCGGUGCCAUCCCACGUUUCUUUGCGCACAAAAAUGUGCGGAAAUCUUGAACGCUUGAAAAUCUAGAGCACUCUAUGGAGUUUGGUAAGCGUAGCCGGUGCAUCGUCGAUAUUGUAUAUGUCGAUGUUAAACGUUGUAUCGUAUCGAUCAAUAUGAACAUAGUCUCAAUAGUCUGAUGAAACGCCAGAAUUACAUGUAGGGAGCUCUAUUGACAUUAACUGAUUUGUAGUCGCGUGAUCAAUGAGCAAAUUACAUAGGAUUACAGUACGUUAAUCAAUAUAUAAUAGGAAUAGAUUUUUAAUAGCAAAACAUCAAACAUUUGUUUACAUGAUUGACCACGAAUAGAAUUUAUUUACAUACGCACAUCAUACUUUUUAUAUAUAAAAGAUAUUUAAUUUGUAUAAAACUAUAGUAAUUAAUAAUUGGCAAUUUUUAUGAUCAUUAUUGUACCUUCAAGUAAAUGUUCAAAAUGCAAUUAAUUUUUAUGAGACAUGAAAAUUGAGGUACUUUUAUUUAUACUUGGAUCAUAUUUAUAGUAAGAGUUUCUCACGAGAAAUCACUCUUUAGCUUUUUACUGAAAGUUACUGGCACAUCUUUAGUUGUGCGUCAAAUCGAAUGGAUUCCGCUAUAAACUACGGUAAACCGUUGUAACUUAAGUGGAUCAUUUCUUUGAUAAAUCGUAGAAACGUUGGAAUUUAAAGUAGCGUUUAUGCGAAGGAUCCUCUCUUCUUAAAUUACUUCUUACCCUACAUUAACUUCCACGAAAGCAUACGAUAAUAUAUGAAAUCAUAAGAAUGAGGUUUAAAGCGUACUUAAAAUUCGACAUAACCGAUUGCAGAGAUUUUGUCUUUUUAAUUUUAUGUUGUAUGUUAAAUAACAGGUAAAUAGAUUGCCGAGAAAAACAGCUGCAACAUUCGAAUUUUACAACAAUUACAGAUUAUUAUUGUAUCUGCUGUAAACUGGGUAAUCUUAAGACACUACGGAAGUGAAAAUAUUUGUAAUAUAGACAGUAAAAUUAGUUUUGCGAAUAUGUCAGAUUAUAUAUAGAAUGAUAGUUUUAUGAAAAAUGAUAAUUUUAUAUCGUCAGCUAAUGAUAAUCCGGUUAAUUAACACAAAUCCCGAUUCCAUUCGCUGACCGGUCGAUAUCACGUGCGCGAUAAGGAUAUGGCUGGCAAAGACGGCGACGAUAAAUUGAUGCUCGUAUCACAUCGGAUGCGACUUAACACACACGAGAUAUUCAGUCAGAAUACUCUUUCCGCGGUUUUAAACACCAAUACAUUUUUUUCGAGAGGUAACACAAUAUUCAUUAGCACGGAAGCUGACAGAUAAUUUCGGUAAUGGUUCGCAUCAGAUGCUUCUCCAUUUGUUUCGCGAUGUGUAUAAUAACAAUUCGCGCGAACACCGAUCGAAUCCUUUCAUUUUUUACGGUGUUUAUCUGCUAAACGAUGCCGCAUUUUUGUAACAUAACAAAAACACUCGCGAUAAACUGCACUGAAAUAAAUUGGCUCUGAUAAGCAUUUCUUUGUCGCGCACAACGAAAAAGCUUGUACGUGCCGUUCUGAAUCUGAACGUUCAAACAAUAAAAGAGAUAUGAACUGUGAAAUCUAAAGAUAAAAUUCAAACAAAACUACUAGAAUAGAACAAAUCGGAACUUUAGAUUGUUUAUGCUUUUAAAAUUAUAGUUACAUCUACUAGCAUCAACGAAUAAUCCAUGUAUUUUUGUUAUCAUACGAAAGUGUGUCAAAAUACGUAUAUUUCUCUCUUCUAAAAAAAAUAUUUAUUGCAAAAAUUUCAAAGCAGGUUUUCAUUCUUGCGGUUAAUAUUUCAUUCUUUUCCUAUUUUCAUUCUUGUCUUAUUUUGCAAUAUAAACUCAUACGGAUUAUUAAAAACACAUUUUAAAGAUAAAUUAUAUAAAUUCUAUUAAUAUUGUUCACAGAAAACAUCGUUAUUUAAACAUGAAACAUGUUAUUUAAACAAUCUUUUUCGUUUUGCAUUUAGGAUCUCUAAUUAAGGAAACAGCAACACAUUUAAUAAUACUUCAGUGACAAAUUAACGAUAUACGAUAUUGAUAAGCAUUGAUAAUAAUGAUAAACCAAAUUUGUAACGAAUAUACGUAUAAAUGUAAACGCAGUAAUCUCUGAAUUCUGCAUCUGAAAUUAUCUGAAAACUCAGGAUCUAAACGAGACUUCUAGAUCACCAGCUCGCGCGUGGUGAUUCAGUGAUCUAUCGGUCACGUUUAAUCGCCGAUAGAUUAUCGGCGUAUAAAAGACUGUAUUCCGUCGAUCGACAAUCCAAAGUUCUCACGUACGCGGACAACAUGACACACUUUAUCAUUUUCGUGCUACUUCUUCUGACUGGGCGUCUCGUCCACGGUGUUACGGAAAAUGUCAAGUUUUUUUAUGUGGGAGACUUAGCGGACUUGAGAACAAACCUGACCGAAAAGAAUGAAACCGUUAAGAAAUGCAUCCUCGAGACCAACCAGGGUGAAGUACUGGAUUAUAACCCUGCGAACUACGACAUAAUCAGAGACGACAUCGAAUUGAUUGACUCCGAUACGUGCUCGAUUCGCAUAUACAGAAUUAACAACACUCAUGCAGGUAUAUGGAAAAUAACGACGUACAUCGUGCAGAAUCACGAGGAUGAGAAAAAAAUUAGCAAUCAGAAUGGCGAUUCGAAGGAGGAAGUGUUCAUGUUCCAUCUGCACGUUAGACAGACAAAGAAAGCUGUACCUUCGCAGUACAUCGAAGCAUACGACGGGCAUUACAUAAGUAUGAAGCACAUCGAGAAUUAUGAGAAUCUCACGGCAUGCAAUUUGACGGGACCUAUGACGGAAUCGAUAAAUUUGCUAACGGAGAAACAGGACGGCUUCCAACUUUUUGGUCAAUGCGGAGUCCGUAUGAAGGUAAAUGCUACUUAUGAGGGCUCUUGGGCACUUCACGCGAUCGUUGACGAUUAUAUGCACUAUGAGAUAUCGUUUCUCGUCGAUGUCCAUCAACUGAAAAAGGAAGAUCCGGAUGAUAUGAUGGUUAUGCAAUGGACUCGUGGCUCUUCCGGCAUAAUCUCCUUACCAGAUGUACGGAAAAUUUGCCAAAUAGUGGCUCCCAAUGGUGUGAUCGUAGCAACGUCGCUCAAUAGAUGUUACCACGUGGUAAAAGUUGCCACGAUUCAGCAUGAAGGCGUGUGGCUCGCUCGUUACAAUAUGUAUGGAAUGCUGGAGCCUAUCGAGCAGAAAUUCAGAGUUGAAACCUUCGAUCAAGUAAUUUUCAACACUAGUGUCAGUUAUGUCGAGGACGGUAGUAUCAAAUUGCUCUGUCAAUUGGAGCUAAAGGACGCACGUACUCCGGAAUCGUGCAGCUUCAUCAGACCGGACGGCAAGACUCUUUACAUGACGCCUGCAAUAGGUAACGAAAGAUAUUCCGCCUACAUAAACUUUGACACCAAGCAUGGAUACAUGUACAAGGUUCUGGAGUGCGGGAUAAGAAUCCGCAAGUUCGAAGACGUCGAUUACGGCGCGUGGCGGUGCGAUCUUACGAUGCCAUACAAUCCACGCCAUUUCGGAUCCGUGCUUCACGUUGAUUAUCCUGAUUCUCGUGAGGAUGGAAACGUUAAAGUCAGGACAGUUAAAAUCAAGGCGGACCAGGUGCACGUAAAACGCGGUGACCCAUUCACGAUAAAAUGUAUUGCCGACUCUGCUCUGAAGUACUGUUGGCUGCGCAGCCCGAACGGAACUUCUUACUCCAUCACGCAAGACAAGGAAGUCGAGACACCUUUUGUUCUACCUUAUGAAGGCCAAGGACUCUGGUUUGGCGAAUGCGGAGCGAAAAUUUCGGCAGCUGUGGAUUCUGAUAAUGGGCAUUGGAGCUGUUUAACAGGGGUGGUUGACGGCGACGAGGAAAGCACGACGGUAUCGGUCACAGUAACAGAGACGUACCUCGUGGCCGAGCAGACGGAAAUAGCUGUCAGCGCACGAAACGAUCCAGUUCUGUCUUGCCACAUCCUUCCGCGUAUGCUGGACAGAACAGUUCAUUACUGCCGGUGGAUCCGACCCGACGGAUAUGGAAUUUACAAUGACAUAAGCCAUCGAUAUACGACCAGCAGCAGCUACUCCCAGUGCAGAUUAGUCAUCCUGAACUACUGCCCCGAAGAGGACAACGGUAACUGGACGUGCGUGGCUGGACUCAAGGGAGAGAACGGUCGCAUCGAGGAAGCUUGGGACCACGUUAGGGUGCAGGAGAUGUUCAGAGGCACGGUUUACCUUGGUAGCAGUAGUGUCACUAUACUGGCCAUUGUCAUCACCCUGGUAAUUCUCAUCGGCGGCAUCGCCGGCUUCAUCUUCGGGAAUCGACACAGGUUUCGUCGAUCCUUGCCGGAGAACCCGCCAACUUACAGCCCGCAACACUAUCCUCCGAAAUUCAAGUUUGACGUGAAGGAGGCGCAGUACUAAUGAGAGAGAUCAGUCCAUUAAUCAUGAGUAACACGUCCGACUACGAAGUGUCGAUUAUGCGGUUGGAAUUUCAAGAUAAAACGAUAUCCGGUUUGGGAAGAAAAAUGAUUAAAGAGAGACACGACACACGAUCAAUCGAUUUAGAAUUCUUAUUAGAGCUUUUAAGACAUAUUUAUGCAAAUAUUAAUAGAACAAAUAUAUCUCUGAAAUUUGCACUAUGUUAUGCGGAGUAAUUCUUUUGUAUAUUUUAAUUAGCUAUGUACAAAAGUUUGUUAAUUAGUUAAGAUUAAUGAAUGAAAUAAAUUUCAGCGUAUAUUAAAAGGA
Ooceraea biroi (clonal raider ant) is the source of this 6742-nucleotide messenger RNA. RefSeq lists its product as uncharacterized. The record is from RefSeq and is a predicted model, not a curated record. Lineage: Eukaryota; Metazoa; Arthropoda; Insecta; Hymenoptera; Formicidae.